GCUCAGCCCAGCCCAGCCGCACUCCUUCCUUCUCUCGGGCUGCCCCAGGAGGAUGCGAAGGAGGCGGCGGCGGAGGAGGAGGAGGAGGAGGAGAAGCGGGAGGCAGACGCAGCCAUGAGCGCGGCGGCGGAGGCGGCUUCCUCCCGCGCCUCCUCGCAGCUCCGCGCCCUCUUCCGCAUGGAGCCCGCCCCGCCUUCCGCCGCCUCGGAGCAGCUGGUGGGAGCCGCCGAGUUCCUCAAAGACCGACUUUAUUUUGCUACUUUACGGAACAGACCCAAAAGCACAGUUAACACCCACUAUUUCUGUACCGAUGAGGAGCUGGUCUAUGAAAAUUUUUAUGCAGAUUUUGGACCUUUAAACUUGGCUAUGUUAUAUCGAUUUUGCUGCAAGCUAAACAAGAAAUUAAAGUCAUUCAGUCUAUCAAGAAAGAAAAUAGUGUAUUACACCAACUUCGACCAGCGGAAACGAGCAAACGCUGCAUUUCUAAUAGGUGCAUAUGCAGUAAUAUACUUGAAGAAAACGCCUGAAGAAGCUUAUCGAAUACUUUUGUCUGGAUCCAAUCCACCAUAUGUUCCAUUUAGGGACGCCUCGUUUGGAAACUGUACAUACAAUCUUACUAUUUUGGAUUGUCUACAAGGAAUAAAAAAGGCCUUACAACAUGGAUUUGUAGACUUCAAGACAUUUGAUGCAGAUGAGUAUGAGCACUAUGAGCGAGUAGAAAAUGGUGACUUCAACUGGAUUGUCCCAGGAAAAUUUUUAGCAUUUAGUGGACCACAUCCAAAGACCAAGAUUGAAAAUGGCUACCCUCUCCAUGCACCCGAAGCUUAUUUCCCAUAUUUCAGAAAACACAACGUAACCACAGUAAUAAGACUCAACAAAAAGAUUUAUGAGGCAAAGCGUUUCACAGAUGGUGGAUUUGAGCACUAUGACUUAUUCUUCAUUGAUGGAAGCACGCCAAGUGAUAGUAUACUACGACAGUUCUUGAGCAUCUGUGAGGAAGCAGAAGGGGCCAUUGCUGUUCACUGCAAAGCCGGGCUAGGAAGAACAGGAACACUGAUAGCCUGUUAUAUAAUGAAACAUUAUAGAUUUACACAUUCUGAAGCCAUUGCUUGGAUACGAAUGUGCCGACCAGGUUCUAUUAUUGGACCCCAGCAGCACUUUCUUGAAGAAAAGCAAUCAAUGUUAUGGGUCCAAGGAGAUAUCUUUCGCGCCAAACAGAAACCGAGAGGAGUAGGUGAAGACAGUGUGAACAAAGUUCUGUCUGGUUUCGAUGACAUUUCCAUCAGUGGGACUUUAAGUAAAAUAGAAAAUAUGGAUAGAUAUGGAGAGAAUGAUCUGGAGGACAAUGCAGAGGUAGAAACUAAGAAUGGCAUGACUCAGGGAGAUAAACUCCGUGCCUUAAAACUUCGGAGACAGCCACGUUCAGCUACAACAGGAGCUCUUAGGUUAGAAGAUGUGAAAUUGCACACCAGAUCCAUAUCCCAACCUUUCAGACUGAAUACAGCCUCUCUCUCAGAAGGGCGUAUCUCUCCUCUAAAGUCUUCCAAAGUGACGGCUACUGUGUCACCUGCAGCAAAGAGAAUAAACAGACAUUCUCCGUCUUCAAGCCCAAAUUUGAAAAGCGUUUCCAUAAACUCCAGGCUAGCCAAUUCUCUAGGGAACCUGUAUGCUGCUUCAGAUGAUGCUGAGAGCAAAAUGACAUCAUCGUCCUCUAGGACAGGUUAUUCUGUAAACCAAAUCUCCGGUCAUUUGAAUGGCAGCGCACAGCCGCCUGCCAGAAAUUACCAUGAACUGAACAACAACCUGUACAACAGGAGUGGCUCUAGCGCUACCAACCUCAACAGCUAUGCCAAUUCCCCCAGCGUCCUGGCAGAUGGGUACAGCACCUACAGAUCCUUUACGGGGCUCGCUGCUUCUCCAGCAAGAUAUCUGAGCCGAUCGAUUCCUUCCCUUCAGUCUGAAUAUGUUCAGUACUAAAGCCUUGUUGCUUCGGUAAAAGCCGGACAGCUCUUAAACUCAAAUUUCUUCAAGAAGGAGCGAUGUUGCGGGGAAGAGACCUCUUCAUAUAUGAUUAGGACUUAAAGAAACCAAGUCUUUGGAUAACCAGAGGCACAUCACUUAGUGACUACUACAAAUGCACUGAAGUUAAACUUCUGGAUAUUAUAGUUUUGUGUACAGGUAGAAGAUUUUAAUAUUGAAGGCAUUUCUAAUUAAUGUUAGCAGUAUGUUUGUAAUUAUGGUUCUGAAUACAAUGUUAUAAUAUCUAUGUAUUGAGUAUAUUAGCAUGUGUAUGUGUGUAUACACAUGCAUAUGUAUCAUGGUAUAUAUAUAUAAAUACUUGUGUACAAAGUAGACUAUAUUUUGAUUUAAGAUUAGCUCAUUUUUUACCAAAAAAUGUAUAUUUUUGAAUAUAUAAUUUUACAAUUCAAACAUUAACCAGUAUCCAGAGAUGGCUGUUGUGUGCAGGGUAUUUUUGCACUUGAUUCAAAGAGGAGAGCUUCGCAAAAUGUUAUGGCAAAGUCUCGCUUUACAGGGCUCCUGAAUUUUGCAGGAUGCAAAAGAGAACGAGUUGAAGAAAGGGGCUCAAUAAUCUGUAUCCACAUUUGGAAGCCACUUUUGCACAUCUCUCGAAACUGGCUAUUCGUUACAGAGCUGCUUGUUUUCAUUUUAUGACUACAUCACUGUGGCUUCAGUUUAAGAAACUUUACUGGUGGACGACAAGUUAGUGUUGGUCUCAUUUUUUAUGUUUGCUUUUAGCAUUGAAAUGUCGAUGUUCAAAAUGGACCAUUUAAAAAGUAUAUAAUAUACUUAUGGAAUAGGACUAUUCUAACUGUGUGGAUUAAUUUUUUGUUCAUUCAAAGGGAAAGUAAUUUAAAACAAUAGAUCAGUCAAUGUUUUCAACUGAAUGAUUUGUUUUACACCCACAUUAUGCUCUUAGAGCCUUAUUUUUCUGUAUUACUGGUUCUGAAAACUACUGUAUGAAAUAUAAAGCUAGGAUGCCAUGCUUAGUAGGGAAGGAGUUUGCACAUAGCAAGAAAAACAUCAGUGUUCCCUAAAUCUGUAAGGCAGUGUUUCUCAACCUUCCUGAUAUCACCACCCCUUAAUACAGUUCCUCAGCUCCUCAUUAUUUUCGUUGCUACUUCAUAAUUGUAAUUUUGCUACUGUUAGGAAUCGUAAUGUAAAUAUCUGAUAUGCAGGAUGUAUUUUUAUUCACUGGACCAAAUUUGGCACAAAUACCCAAUACGCCCAAAUUUGAAUACUGGUGGGAUUCGUGCAGGGGGAUUGAUUUUGUCAUUUGGGAGUUGUAGUUGCUGGGAUUUAUAGUUCACCUACAAUCAAAGAGAAUUCUGAACUCCUCCAUCGAUGGAAUUGAACCAAACUUGGCACACAGGACUCCCAUGACCAACAGAAACUCCUGGAAGGGUUUGGUGGAUGUUGACCUUGAGUUAUGACAUUGUAGUUCUCCUACAUCCAGACAGCACUGUGAACUCAAACAAUGAUGGAUAUGGACCAAACUUGGCACGAAUAUUCAAUAUGCCCAAAUGUGAACACUGGUGGAAUUUGGGGAAAAUACACCCUGACAUUUGGGAGUUGUCAUUGUUGGGAUUUAUAGUUCACCUACAAUCAAAGAUCCCCUUUCUGAUGGUCUUUGGAGAACCCUCUGAAACCUCACUUGUGACCCCUCCCCCCCAGGGUCCCGACCCCCAGGUUGAGAAACACUGCUGUAAGGUUUUCAUGUCUCUGAUUCUUCAUUUGACAGGAACUUUCAUUGUGCAAAUAUUUUUUUUCUCACUCCAACUGUAAAUAUGGAUGCAGGAAGUCACGUUUUCAUUCUGGAUUGUGCAAGUGUUAGAGACAUGUUUCCUGUAUGCCAUACUAUAUCUGCAUAUUCAACUGUUUUCUCCUGUACAGUAUCCCUGAAAAAUGCUGUUGCCAUGACUAAUAUCUUAAUGCAUUUCAUUCUUAGUUCAUGUUAAUCAUCAAACCUUUUCAAAUAUUGCUACAGGAAAAGAGAUCAGUUAGAACCCUUCAUAUGAUUUUUAAAAAAUGCUGCAGUUCCCUUAUUUUUCUGUGUGUAUAUAUACUGCUUGUCAUUAUCAUUAUCAUUGAGAAGAAAAUAACAGUAGAAGUUCAAUGGCAACACUCAUGUCAUUUAUCAUUUUUAAUACACUUAGAAGUUGGUGCACUCAAGGCAAUGGCUGCCUUUAAACUAACAACUCUAUCUCCUUUAAAAGUCCAGAAAAUGUACAAGCCUUUCCCCAUUUUUACUCCCUUUGGAGCAUGAGUGUUCAAACUAUGCUUUCCGACUUCAUUCAAACUGGUAGAUUGUAUUUUCCAGGACACGACAUAAUUUGAAAUGCAUUUAAUAAUUCUUAUAAUGUCCUGGUUUAGGAAAAAUAGAAAACUUACAUGGUUGUGAUCUUCCUAGUUUAAUUGCUUGUCCUCCAAAGGGAAGGGCAAAGGGACUACCUGUUUUAGCAAAAAGGCUUGUUGGCAUUGUGGCUCAUUUAGCAAAUAUAUAAUCAUCCGAAGAAGGCCGUUCAUAAAGAAAUGCAGGGAGCGUGCUAUAUCUGUACUGGUUUUUAAUGUUGAGCAAUUAUGAUGGCUAAAUUCUUGAUUGCAGCUGUUUUAAUCGAUGGAUGCAACAUUUUUAUUGUAUGUACAUGAAAUGUACUGUAUAUACGUGAGCAAUAGGCAAAUUCUAAGGUAAUUCUACCUCUAUAAAGUUUGACAUGUAUUUUGUUACUAGCUUGGAUACUAGAAAGAUGUACUAUUUUUGGAAUGUAGAAAUAUAAAUGCUAAUAAAUAAUAAACAUCCAGAUUAUGCAGCUUUA
This is a messenger RNA of Anolis sagrei ordinatus, 4835 nucleotides long. RefSeq names its product cell division cycle 14A (gene CDC14A). The record is from RefSeq and is a predicted model, not a curated record. Gene Ontology annotation, molecular function: protein tyrosine/serine/threonine phosphatase activity; protein serine/threonine phosphatase activity; protein tyrosine phosphatase activity. Gene Ontology annotation, cellular component: nucleolus; spindle pole; mitotic spindle. Gene Ontology annotation, biological process: protein dephosphorylation; microtubule cytoskeleton organization; positive regulation of cytokinesis. NCBI's taxonomy places the organism in Eukaryota, Metazoa, Chordata, Lepidosauria, Squamata, Anolidae.